Messenger RNA from Pteronotus mesoamericanus, 2829 nucleotides. It is a transcript of the gene TRMT5, whose product is annotated as tRNA methyltransferase 5. Lineage: Eukaryota; Metazoa; Chordata; Mammalia; Chiroptera; Mormoopidae. Bases 274 to 1824 code for a protein of 516 amino acids. Gene Ontology annotation, molecular function: tRNA (guanine(37)-N1)-methyltransferase activity. Gene Ontology annotation, cellular component: cytoplasm; mitochondrial matrix. The record is from RefSeq and is a predicted model, not a curated record. The transcript has 5 exons. Gene Ontology annotation, biological process: tRNA N1-guanine methylation; mitochondrial tRNA methylation.
CUUAACAGCAAGGACACAGGGUGAGUUAACCUACUUCUGAGCUUUAGUUUACUCAUUUACAAAAUGAAGAUGUGACAUGGACCACACACCUCCGAAAUUGGAUGGGUAAAUCAUUUAGCUUAGCCUCUGACACAGUAAGCACUCACAAGGUUAUCCGAGGAAAUACUGGCAUUGGUAAUGCCAUAAAUAUAAUGACCAUUUCAUUUAGAGAGGAUCCCUUAACUCAAACCUCAGUAUUCCUCAAUUCCAAAUGUAUUCUGUAGCAAAUUGUGGAUGGAGAGGCUGAUAGAUCACUACGCCCUCAGCAGUAUCUUAUGGAGGCCAUUUGGAUUCUUAAGAAGACUGCUCAAAGUGGAAAGCUGUGGAAUAACUGAAUCAAAAUCAUUGAUCCCACUAGCUUGGAUAUCACUGAUCCAGAAACUUAGCAAAGCACCUAAUAUUUUCUUGCUGGAUCAAAGAAAAAGAUUCUCAACCAUGCCUGAAAUAGAAACAGGUCAGAGAGACUCAGACUUGUUUUCACCACCCUCUGAUGUUCGAGGGAUGACAAAACUUGAUAGAACAGCUUUUAAAAAGACAGUCACUAUCCCGGUGCUUAAAGUGAGGAAAGAAAUUGUCAAUAAACUGAUUCGAUCCCUUAAAAGGGCAGCACUGCAACGCCCAGGCAUAAAACGUGUGAUUGAAGAUCCAGAAGAUAAAGAAAGUAGACUAAUUAUGUUGGAUCCCUAUAAAAUGCUUACUAAUGAUUCCUUUGAGCAAGCAGAACUCAGUAUUUUAAAGCAGCUUAAUGUCAGUCCACAGAUAUCCAAAUACAAUUUGGAACUAACUUAUGAAAACUUUAAGUCAGAAGAAGUCUUAAGAGCCGUACUUCCUGAAGGCCAAGAUGUGACUUCAGGGUUUAGCAGAGUUGGACAUAUUGCCCACCUGAACCUUCGAGAUCAUCAACUACCUUUCAAGCAUUUAAUUGGCCAAGUUAUGAUUGACAAAAAUCCAGGAAUCACCUCAGCGGUAAAUAAAAUCAACAAUAUUGAUAAUACGUACCGAAAUUUCCAAAUGGAAGUGCUGUCUGGUGAGGAGAACAUGACAACCAAGGUUCGAGAAAACAACUACACCUAUGAAUUUGAUUUUUCAAAAGUCUAUUGGAACCCCCGUCUCUCUACAGAACACAGCCGUAUCACAGAACUUCUCAAACCUGGAGAUGUCCUAUUUGAUGUUUUUGCUGGGGUUGGGCCCUUUGCCAUUCCAGUAGCAAAGAAAAAUUGCACUGUAUUUGCCAAUGAUCUCAAUCCCGAAUCCUAUAAAUGGCUGUUACACAACUGUAAAUUAAAUAAAGUGGAAAAAAAGGUAAAAGUCUUUAACUUGGAUGGGAAAGACUUCCUCCAAGGACCAGUCAGAGAAGAGUUAAUGCAGCAGCUGGGACCACUGUCAAAAGAAAGAAAACACUCUGUGCACAUUGUCAUGAACUUACCAGCAAAGGCGAUCGAGUUUCUCGGUGCUUUCAAAUCACUUUUGGAUGGGCAGCCAUGUGGCAGUGAGCGCCUUCCCAUAGUACACUGUUACAGCUUUUCCAAAGAUGCGAAUCCUGCCGAGGAUGUUCAGCAGCAAGCUGAAGCUGUGUUAGGCAUUUCUUUGGAAGCAUGCAGUUCAGUUCACCUAGUAAGAAAUGUGGCCCCUAACAAGGAGAUGUUGUGCAUCACCUUUCGGAUACCUGCUGCGAUACUCUACAAGAACCACACUCUAGAUCUAGAGAGUCGUGAAGAUCCUCCACCUCUUAAACGCCACAGGACAGAAAAAGCCUUUUCAGAAGAAAAGAUAGCAAUCGCUUAAAUCACUUAAUUAAAAAUGUUUUCUCCAUUGCCCCACUAUAUCCUUACGUAGUGAAAUAGAAUUUGUACGAUUUCAUAAAAUUUUAGCAUUUAGUUACCUUGGUAUUGAACUGUUAAAUUUACCCAUGCUAGCUUAUAAAUCAAGGAUUAUCAAAUAAAGUUUUAAUGAAAUAAAGUUUACUAAACAUUUUUAUUACCUAAAUUAUGCUACAUAAUUUUAAAAUCUAAAUUAUUUAAACAAGUUUAAAUAUGUCUAUCUCUUGGGAAAGUAGUUUUGGAAAGCAGGAUAAUGGCAUACUAAGUAAGAAAGCACUAAUAGCACUUUGCAGUGAUCCUUAGCUAAAGACCAUAGCUAAGUUUUAUAUGGUACUCUUGUACUAUCACUAUAAAAGUGAUAAAAAUUAUUUAGAUCAGGGAUAUGCAACCAUGUCUGGUAGGCCAAAUCUGCCUCCUACCUGUUUUUGUAUGGCAAGUGGCUUGAAAAUGGUUCUUUCAUGGUAUAAAGGGAGAGUUGAAUAGUUGUAACAUAGAUGCGAUGUGUCUCAUCCCUUUAUACUUCUCAGCACAAAUCACAAUGACACUGUAAUAAUUCAACCAAAUUUUCAUUGCUAUGUAUGUCACAAAGCAAUACAUUUUAUUAUAACCAGUGUAUAUCUAUCACUUGAAAACAAGAAAAGUAGACUUUUUUAAGGUACAGUGGAGUGUGAAUGAUUUUGAUACUGAGUUAGAUGACAAAGCACCUACAUCUGUGCUAAAAUACAAAUGUAUUUUGACCAAACCAAAAGAAGUGCUCACCACAGUAUUUCCAAUUCACAGGCAAGCAACUGUCCAAAAAAUUAGAAAUUUAAACUGGAAAUAUUAUAGAACUCCUUCACAAUUAAAAAUGAAAACAAGACUACAACCAGAGUAAGUAUCCAAGUGACUUGUAAGCCAAGCAAUGACAGCCAUUUAAUUAAUUCACUAACUGUGAAUGAAUUGUGUUUGAAUGCAGCAUCCAAAGAAAUGU